AUGGGCUCGGGGCGCGUGCCUGGGCUCUGCCUGCUCGUCCUGCUUGUCCAAGCCCGCGCCGCCCAGCACAGCAAAGCCGCACAAGAUGUGGACGAGUGUGUGGAGGGGACCGACAGCUGCCACAUUGAUGCUAUCUGCCAGAACACCCCACGCUCGUACAAGUGCAUCUGCAAGUCUGGCUACACGGGGGACGGCAAACACUGCAAAGAUGUGGAUGAGUGUGAACGAGAGGAUAAUGCAGGUUGCGUGCACGACUGUGUCAACAUCCCUGGCAAUUACCGAUGUACCUGUUACGACGGAUUCCACCUGGCACAUGAUGGACACAACUGUCUGGAUGUGGACGAGUGCGCCGAGGGCAACGGUGGCUGCCAGCAGAGCUGCGUCAACAUGAUGGGCAGCUACGAGUGCCACUGCCGGGAGGGCUUCUUCCUCAGUGACAACCAGCACACGUGCAUUCAGCGGCCAGAAGAAGGAAUGAACUGCAUGAACAAGAACCACGGCUGUGCUCACAUUUGCCGGGAGACACCCAAAGGGGGUAUUGCCUGUGAAUGCCGCCCCGGCUUCGAGCUCACCAAGAACCAGCGGGACUGCAAACUGACGUGCAACUACGGGAACGGUGGCUGCCAGCACACGUGCGACGACACAGAGCAGGGUCCCCGGUGCGGCUGCCACGUCAAGUUCGUGCUCCAUACCGACGGGAAGACGUGCAUCGGGGAAAGGCGGCUAGAGCAGCACGUCCCCCCUCAGGCCGUUUCUAAUGAGACCUGUGCUGUCAACAAUGGGGGCUGUGACAGUAAGUGCCACGACGCAGCGACGGGUGUCCACUGCAGCUGCCCUGUGGGCUUCAUGCUGCAGCCAGACAGGAAGACCUGCAAAGACAUAGACGAGUGCCGCUUGAACAAUGGUGGCUGCGACCACAUUUGCCGCAACACAGUGGGCAGCUUUGAAUGCAGCUGCAAGAAGGGCUAUAAGCUUCUCAUCAACGAGAGGAACUGCCAGGAUAUAGACGAGUGUUCCUUUGACCGAACCUGUGACCACAUAUGUGUUAACACGCCGGGCAGUUUCCAGUGCCUCUGCCAUCAUGGCUACCUGCUGUAUGGUGUCACCCACUGUGGGGAUGUGGAUGAGUGCAGCAUCAACCGGGGAGGCUGCCGCUUCGGCUGCGUCAACACUCCUGGCAGCUACCAGUGUACCUGCCCCGCGGGCCAGGGCCGGCUGCACUGGAAUGGCAAGGAUUGCACAGAGCCGGUGAAGUGUCCGAAUGGUCCCGGUGCCUCAAAAGCCAUGCUCAGCUGCAACCGGUCUGGCAAGAAGGACACCUGUGCCCUGACCUGCCCCUCCCGGGCCCGGUUUUUGCCAGAGUCUGAAAAUGGCUUCACGGUGAGCUGUGGCACCCCCAGCCCCAGGGCCAUUCCAGCCCGAGCUGGCCACACCGGGAACAGCACAAACUCCAACCACUGCCAUGAGGCUGCAGUGCUGUCGGUUAAGCAGCGGGCCUCCUUCAAGAUCAAGGACGCCAAAUGCCGUUUGCACCUGCGAAACAAAAGCAAAAUGGAGGAGGCCAGCAGAAUCCUGGGGCCAGGUGGUGCCCCCUGCUCUGACUGCCAGGUCACCUUCAUCCACCUCAAAUGUGACUCCUCUCGGAAGGGCAAGGGCCGGAGGGCCCGGACCCCUCCAGGCAAGGAAGUCACUCGGCUCACCCUGGAACUGGAGGCAGAGGUCAGAGCCGAAGAAACCACAGCUGGCUGUGGCCUGCCCUGCCUCCGACAGCGGAUGGAACGACGGCUGAAAGGGUCCCUGAAGAUGCUUAGAAAGUCCAUUAACCAGGACCGCUUCCUCCUGCGCCUGGCAGGCCUGGAUUAUGAGCUGGCCCACAAACCAGGCCCUGCAGCUGGGGAGCGAGCCGAGCUGGUGGAGGCCUGUAGGCCCGGGCAGCACCGCACUGGGGCCAAGUGUGUCAGCUGCCCGCAGGGGACGUAUUACCACGGCCAGACGGAGCAGUGUGUGCCAUGCCCAGCGGGCACCUUCCAGGAGAGAGAAGGGCAGCUCUCCUGCGACCUUUGCCCUGGGAGUGAUGCCCACGGGCCUCUUGGAGCCACCAACGUCACCACGUGUGCAGGUCAGUGCUCACCUGGCCAACACUCUGUAGAUGGGUUCAAACCCUGCCAGCCAUGUCCACGUGGCACCUACCAACCUGAAGCAGGACGGACUCUGUGCUUUCCGUGUGGUGGGGGCCUCACCACCAAGCACGAGGGGGCCAUCUCCUUCCAAGACUGUGACACCAAAGUCCAGUGCUCCCCUGGGCACUACUACAACACCAGUAUCCAUCGCUGCAUCCGCUGUGCCAUGGGAUCCUAUCAGCCCGACUUCCGUCAGAACUUCUGCACCCGCUGUCCCGGAAACACCAGCACUGACUUUGACGGCUCCACCAGCGUGGCCCAGUGCAAGAAUCGUCAGUGUGGUGGGGAGCUGGGUGAGUUCACUGGCUAUAUCGAGUCCCCCAACUACCCAGGCAACUACCCAGCCGGUGUGGAGUGCGUCUGGAACAUCAACCCCCCACCCAAGCGCAAGAUCCUUAUCGUGGUACCCGAGAUCUUCCUGCCAUCUGAGGACGAAUGUGGGGACGUCCUCGUCAUGAGAAAAAACUCCUCCCCAUCCUCCAUUACCACCUAUGAGACCUGCCAGACGUACGAGCGCCCCAUCGCCUUUACAGCCCGCUCCAGGAAGCUCUGGAUCAACUUCAAGACAAGCGAGGCCAAUAGUGCGCGUGGCUUCCAGAUCCCCUAUGUCACCUACGACGAGGACUACGAGCAGCUGGUAGAAGACAUUGUGCGAGAUGGCCGGCUCUAUGCGUCUGAAAACCACCAAGAGAUUUUAAAGGACAAGAAGCUCAUCAAGGCCUUCUUUGAGGUGCUGGCUCACCCCCAGAACUAUUUCAAGUACACAGAGAAGCACAAGGAGAUGCUGCCAAAAUCCUUCAUUAAGCUGCUCCGCUCCAAAGUUUCCAGCUUCCUGAGGCCCUACAAAUAGUACCCCUAUGCCCAAGACCCAGGUUUUGAAGACUCCACACGCCUUAGCCCUCAGAGCCGACAGCCCCCACCCUCGGAUGAGGAACUCUCUUCUCUGUUUUCAGAGAAAAAAAAUCACUAGAUAGACCAAGAAUUCUCCCUUUCUGUCUCUCUAGUGUCCUUGUCUCUCUGCCUCUCUCUUUCUCUUUCCCCCUCUCCUGUUUUUCCUUUUCCUACACAUUCCCUGGAAAAGCCUUUCAGUACUGGCCCUAUUCCCCCUGAGGGGUGAAGGAACAGUACCCACGCUCCUCCCCAGCCACA
Phyllostomus hastatus (greater spear-nosed bat) is the source of this 3329-nucleotide messenger RNA. RefSeq names its product signal peptide, CUB domain and EGF like domain containing 3 (gene SCUBE3). NCBI's taxonomy places the organism in Eukaryota, Metazoa, Chordata, Mammalia, Chiroptera, Phyllostomidae. Gene Ontology annotation, molecular function: calcium ion binding. Gene Ontology annotation, cellular component: cell surface. The coding region runs from base 1 to 3030 and encodes 1009 amino acids. The record is from RefSeq and is a predicted model, not a curated record. Gene Ontology annotation, biological process: signal transduction. The transcript has 23 exons.